This is a messenger RNA of Ipomoea nil (Japanese morning glory), 1261 nucleotides long. Its product is annotated as WAT1-related protein At1g09380-like. The transcript is spliced from 7 exons. Bases 109 to 1104 code for a protein of 331 amino acids. Gene Ontology annotation, cellular component: plasma membrane. NCBI's taxonomy places the organism in Eukaryota, Viridiplantae, Streptophyta, Magnoliopsida, Solanales, Convolvulaceae. Gene Ontology annotation, molecular function: transmembrane transporter activity. The record is from RefSeq and is a predicted model, not a curated record.
AUCACUUCACUUCCUUAAAUAUAUAUCUAUCUGUUGCAUACUACAACAUAUAAAGCCUAAUUAAAACCAAAGCUAUACUAUAUAUUCUUCCAAUUCAUAAUAUAUAUAAUGGGGUGCAGUGAUUUGUUGCCUUUGUUUGUUAUGGUGAUAGUUCAGCUAGGAUAUGCCGGAGUGAACAUCGUAGCGACGGCGGUGAUGGGCGCCGGCAUGAAUCCCUUCAUCCACAUAGCUUACCAGCAAAUGUUUGCCACCAUUGCCCUUGCUCCCUUGGCUUAUUUCUUGGAGAGGAAAUCAAGGCCUAAAAUGACACCCAAGAUAUUUUUCCAGAUACUUUUGGCCUCGUUUUUUGGGCUUACAGGGGAACAAAUCUCUUUCUUUGUAGGCCUAAACAAUUCCACUCCCACUGUUGCAUCUGCUUUGGGAAACUUAAUACCCGCAAUCACAUUUAUUGCUGCCCUCGUCUUCAGCAUUGGUGGGGCGAUGUUGCUAACGUUGUAUCGGGGACCCGUGGUCAUCGGCCAGUCAACCAUUCACUGGAAAUAUGCAAAAAAUACAGUGAACAAGAAUAGUUCUAGCAGCCAUGGCAAUGUGAUUUUGGGACCUAUUAUGGUCAUUCUCAGCUGUUGUGCAUAUACUGCCUUCCUAAUUACCCAAGCAAGGUUGAGUAAGCAUUAUGGAGCUCCAUACUCUAGCACAGCUUUAGCAUGUUUCCUGGCAGUAUUUGAGUGUAUGAUAAUUGCGUUGUGCGUUGAUCAUAGCGUUUCUGAUUGGACUUUGACUCCCAUCAGAGCUGUCUCCACCACUUACAAUGGACUUGUGAAUUCUGCCCUUCGAAUCUGCCUCAUUUCUUGGUGUAUAGAGAGGAAAGGCCCUUUAUAUGUUGCUGUGUUCACCCCUUUGUUGUUUGUCCUUACUGCCAUUUUAAGCUGGGCUUUUCUUCGCGAAAAAAUAUAUACCGGCACAGUGGUGGGAUCAAUCCUGAUUGUGGUGGGACUCUACACUGUGCUGUGGGUAAAGAAGAAUGAGUUGCAGGUGAUUAAUGUAGAAGAUAACAACAAAUUGAAGGAGAAUAAUGCAGAGAAAACAGAAGCUGGAGAGUGCUGAUCGAGAUGGAUCGAGUAACCAGCUUUUUCAUCUACAGAUUAGUGUCCAACAAAUUAAAAUAGGGCACAUAUUAAGGCAAAAGCCAAAUUAGGGCUUAGCUUGAAGCUCUCAUCUUAUUGUGUUCUGAAUUGUGAUAAUCACUCCUAAGAUAGGUGGG